Molecule: messenger RNA, 3111 nt
Organism: Fusarium fujikuroi IMI 58289
Lineage: Eukaryota; Fungi; Ascomycota; Sordariomycetes; Hypocreales; Nectriaceae
Product: related to nonribosomal peptide synthetase MxcG (component of the myxochelin iron transport regulon)
Exons: 6
Coding region: 1-3111 (1036 amino acids)
Molecular function (GO): phosphopantetheine binding
Source: RefSeq, a predicted model, not a curated record
AUGGGUUCAAUCUCCCACUUGCCCGUGUACGGUCAUAGGCUUCUCCCCGUGGUAAUCGACGAGAUUGCACGGGACGAGCCUGAUCGCGUGCUUUUCUACACUCCCCGUAACGGACAACCGUCGCAAGGAUAUGAUAAAGUCACCACCAAGAUCUUUGCCAACUCUAUCAACCGACUGUGCGGGUGGCUUGACUCCCAACUUGGAUCGCCAACGGUAUCCAAAACAAUUGCCUACAUUGGUCAAAAUGACCUGAGAUAUUUCAUCAUGAUGAUUGCUUCCACAAAGCUGGGACAUAGACUGCUACUCUCGUCACCAAGAAACAGUGUCGAAGGACACGUGUCAUUGAUCAAACAGUCUGGCUGCGAGUUCUGGAUCGCUUCAUCUGGCCUGGACCACCACGGAUUCCUCCAAGACCUCCAGAUACCAAGCGUUGAGGCUCCAGAAUUAUCCCAGCUCCUAGAUCCAACACCCCUCAAACCCUAUGUCUACCAAAAGUCCUGGAACGAAGGAAAGUCAGACAUUCUUGCACUGCUUCACACCUCCGGCUCUACCGGCCUUCCUAAACUGGUGCCAGUAUAUCUCGAGACCGCUGCUACUGUUGAUGGCUUCCACCUCAUGGAACUUACAAAUGGGAAGAGGCCGACUGGUGUUGAGUGGACUGGCACGAGACAAUUGUGCGCUAUGCCUCUGUUCCACGUUGCUGGAAUCUGUCUCGGUCUGUACUCAGCCGUCUUUUUCAACUGGACUGUUGUUCUCCCGUCCGUAGGGCCCAUCAUGCAGCAUGUUAUCGAAGACGCGCUUGACCAUAUCACACUCGACUCAGCCUUCAUCUCACCCAGUGUCCUACAGGACAUCUCCAAGUCUCCCCGUGUGCUUGAGAAGCUGUCGAAGCUCAAAUUCAUCACGUCAGCUGGAGGACCUAUUCCUCAGUCCGUCGGCGAUCUGAUUCACCCGCGUGUACCCAUAAUGCAAACAAUGGGCAUGACGGAGGGCCAAUGGCUAGCGUCCGUGGUCACGCACCCCGAUGAGUGGGCUUACUACUAUUUCCAUCCACGGACAGGCGUUGAGAUGCGUCCUUACUCCGAAGAUCUGUCUGAGCUGGUCUUUGUGCAAAACCCUAAGCUUACUGCUACCCAACCUGUCUUCAAGACGUUCCCUGAGCUUGAUAUCUGGGAGACGAAAGAUUUGUACUCACGACACCCAAAACAUCCCAGUCUCUGGAAGUAUGAGAUGCGGCGUGAUGAUCUGGUCAUUCUGUCCAACGGUGAAAAGUUUAACCCUCUUGCUGCUGAAGGAAAGCUCAUCAGCCACCCAUGGAUUGCUGCCGCUUACCUCACUGGCCGUGGCCGGUUCCAAACAGCUGCUCUUCUGUACCCUGAUGAGACCAACCUCGACAAAUCAGACGACACCAUCAUCGACAACGUCUGGCCAACAUUUGAAGAAGUUAACAGGUCUCUUCCAGCGUUCGCUCAGAUUCACCGCGACUUUGUCAAGAUCGUUCGGACUCCAUUUCCUCGUACUCCAAAGGGUACCCUCGCUCGCAAUGAAACAGAGAAAGCAUUCACUGCCGACAUCAACGCUAUCUACGACAGGUCUACGCAUGGUAAGCCUUCUGUUCACAUUAACGGAACAACCGAAGUAGUGGUCCGUUCUGGUAUUCGAGAGGCAAUUGAAGCCGUGUCUGGAUUGGUUGACCUCAAGGACGAUGACAACAUCUUCACCAGAGGUUUCGACUCACUUCAUGUCAUUCGCCUUGCAGGACUUCUGAGUUCUGCUUUCGAUCAGCCUAUCGAGGUAGAAGUGGGUACUAUCUACACCAACCCAACCGUGUCUCAGCUCGCUCGUUCUGUUUGGUCCCAUCUUGAACACGGACCCCAGGAUAAGAUCCAUCACAGCGAAGCUACUCGAGAGAUGCUUGCCAAGUACGCUCAGGCUUUCGAACCACCUCGCGAAGCGAAGGAGCACAUCGUUAUCACAGGUACAACUGGAGAGAUCGGUUCGUAUCUUCUUGAUGUUCUUUGCAACAACGACAAGGUUGCCAAGAUUUGGUGCUUGAACCGCAGCGCCGAUGCCUUCCAACGCCAAGUAGACUCAGCUAAGUCUAAGGGCCUUUCAUCAACCUGGCAAAGUAAGGCCAAGUUCGUUCGCUACGACGUUGCAGCGGACAACCUCGGCUUGAGUCAGGAUGAUCUCCAGGAGAUCAAGAAUCAAGCCACUGCUAUCAUACAUAACGCUUGGGAGGUCAACUUCAAUCUGCCUCUCUCUUCCUUUGAGCCUCAGUUCGUCGGUCUCCAGAGUCUUGUAGACAUAUGCCGAGAGGCUCGUCAUAAGCUCCGCUUCUUCUUUAUAUCGUCCAUCAGCGCUGCCAUGAACUGGCCAUCUGACCUCUUGGGCCCCGUACCAGAAGCAAGCAUUCCCCGAUUUGAUGCACCGAUCAACGGAUAUGGUUCAUCUAAGCUUGUAGCUGAGCACUUACUCAGCAAGGCUGCGCGAUCUGGUGUCUUGAGUCUUUCAGUUCUACGAGUUGGCCAAGUUGCUGGUCCGGUCAAGACUCUUGGCGAGGGUAGCAUUUGGACUCGACGUGAUUGGGUUCCCGCUAUCAUCGAUGCUUCCGUCCAUCUGCGAGCUCUGCCACUAGAUCUCGGAACGGCAAGUAUUUUAGACUGGAUCCCCAUUGAUCUCCUAACAGAAGUCAUUGGACAGCUCGUGGUCCCCGUGAAUGCAGUUGUUGGGCAAGAGAAUUACUACAAUCUACUGAACCCUCGAACACCCAGCUGGAUAGAUGCUCUACCUGGUCUCAAGGCUCAUCUUGAGGUUUCAUUCUCAGACAAGUUUGAGAUUAUUCCUCUACAUGAGUGGAUCGGCCGUCUGCGAGGUGCAGAGAAGACCAUCGUGAAGGAGGUCAGUGAAGGGUCAUCCGAGACCGCGAGGAGGGCUCAAAGUGGUCUCAAGUUGUUGGCCUUCUUUGAGAUGCUAGCCUCUGGAGAAGAAGGAUCUCGGGGUCUUGAAUGGUCUAAGGGAAACACAUUGGCACAGAGUUCUAUCUUGGCUUGCAUGGAGCCUGUAUCAUCAGCCUGGUUUGGCACUUGGUUGACACAAUGGGGCUAUUGA